AUGGGUUCAAGGUUUUAUGGCAUCAGUCAGCUGUUCUUGCUUUUGAAUAACGGUCCUGCUGACCGUCUUAUGUUUCAUGGGAGUCCAUACUUCUUCAACCUCUUUCGACCCCUUUCUUCAUCCCAAUCAUCUCAGUACUAUCGCCACCGCCGUUCCUCAACAAUGUCCGGAGAGAAGAAGCAAGUAAAGAUCUUCGACACCGACGACGAUCUAGCUGAUGGCAUCGCGAAGCACACGGUGGAACUCUCCCGCAAGUUCUCCCAUCAGAGGAACGCCUUCACCGUCGUUCUCUCCGGCGGUUACCUCGUUGACAAGCUCAGGAAAUUAGUGGAGCCGCCGUAUGUCAGUGAAGUCGAUUGGGCUAAGUGGCAUAUUUUCUGGGUGGAUGAGAGGGUGAUGAAGGAGAAUGAUCCCGAUAGCUGCUAUAUGGUCGCCAAGCGAGCUUUCCUUUCCAAGGUUCCCAUCCCAGAAAACCAAAUUCAUUCAGUUGAUGAUUCUCUCAACGCCGAGCAUGCAGCGCAAGACUACGAGAAACGGGUGAAAGAGUUGGCAGAGCGCGGGGUGGUGGAGAUUUCACCUCAGACCAAGUUUCCAAGGUUCGAUCUCAUGCUUCUGGGAAUUGGACCUGAUGGUCACCUUGCUUCUCUUUUUCCUCACCAUCCUCUUCUCAAUGAGAAGGAGAGAUGGGUUACAUUCAUCAAGAAUUCUCCAAAACCUCCACCUGUCCGAGUAACCUUCACUCUCCCUGUAAUUGCUGCUUCGGCUUACAUUUUCAUGGUGGUCGCUGGCUCUGCUGAAGCUGAUGCAGUGAAGAGAGCUUUAGAAGACGAUUUGUCAGCUGAUUUGCUGCCUGUGCAGAGGGUUAAGCUUGAGAAUGGGGAGUUCCUUUGGUUUCUUGAUAGAUUGGCGGCUUCAAAGCUUUGAUUUGAUGAAGAGGAGAAACUUCGAAGAUCCGGCGGUAAGUUCCUGUAGUUCAGAACUGUUUUUCUUUAAUGGAAGAUUUACAUACAUACCACCUAAUUCUCAUGUUGAUGUAAUAAAUGACUAUUUCGUGAAAUAAAUUGUGGCACGAUUUAAUUUUUUAUAUCAUAUCAGACUAAUUGUGAG
Messenger RNA from Phalaenopsis equestris, 1107 nucleotides. RefSeq names its product probable 6-phosphogluconolactonase 4, chloroplastic. The transcript has 5 exons. The record is from RefSeq and is a predicted model, not a curated record. The coding region runs from base 1 to 924 and encodes 307 amino acids. Gene Ontology annotation, biological process: carbohydrate metabolic process; pentose-phosphate shunt. Lineage: Eukaryota; Viridiplantae; Streptophyta; Magnoliopsida; Asparagales; Orchidaceae. Gene Ontology annotation, molecular function: 6-phosphogluconolactonase activity.